This is a messenger RNA of Meira miltonrushii, 617 nucleotides long. RefSeq lists its product as uncharacterized. NCBI's taxonomy places the organism in Eukaryota, Fungi, Basidiomycota, Exobasidiomycetes, Exobasidiales, Brachybasidiaceae. Bases 197 to 559 code for a protein of 120 amino acids. The record is from RefSeq and is a predicted model, not a curated record. The transcript has a single exon.
UAUCAAAGAACAACAGGGUAGUAAACAAAUAAUCUUGUCACAUAUACCCAACCGUCAUGUAAUGGUUUUGCUCAGCAGAGUGUGAUUUUGUAAACGGCAGGGGCAAACGGUACGAGAAGCAAUCUCAUUCGAUCCUUGGGAAUUCGAAUAUACUCCACGUCUAUUCCCUUUGCUAACUUUUGCUCUUUGUGCAAUUAUGGGAUUUGCAUUAGCUGUAAUGGCAUCAUGGCAACUCUUGAUAAUAGGAUGGGGAGAAACGAGUGUAGAAAAUAGCGAUAACACACAUUAUCGAGAAGUAAGCAAGAGAAAAGGAUUAUCAUUCAGCAACGUUUACGAUCUCGGAUUCAUGCAUAAUCUUGCUCUUUAUUUCAAUCUUGGACCAUUCUCACAUCAUUCAAUUUUCUCAAUAUUUGCACCUUGGCGUAUAGAACCAUAUUCAGACGGUUGGUAUUUUGCUAAAAAGAUGGGAAUGUCUGGACGUCAUGAAGGAGUGAAUCCAGAAGAAGAAUUAACGGACGAUGAAGUGGAAAGAGAUGAUGCACAUCCUCUGGCAAAGUGAUUUCCUUAUUUGCAUUGUAUUUCAUAGUUACCUUUUUUUAUUGUAUCACUCACUUAUA